UCGUAAUCGGUAAUCUAAACGAUUGCUCGAUCGUUAGAGUUAUCAAACGAGUACUCGAUUAUUCGGUAUAAUUAUAAUAAUCGUUUCAGCCCUAGAUAGUAGAUUAUACCCGCUCGAAAGAUCUUACUGUUCCAGCGUUACUGUUACAGCGACGGGUGUUGCCAACACCGUUCGAGGACCGCGCCCACCACACAGGCCGUCGCAUUGUGGUCUAUUCUAGUAUCGACACUUCUUGUGGAGAUAAGUGCAGCUCAGGCCGCUGGGCAGGCAGCUAGCUAGGGAUAAGCAAGGCCAAGGGUCGCUUCCAAGCCGAUCGCAUCAUUUGUUCUUUUGUUGACGACUCGACUGAUCAUGGCAGCGUGGAAAGAGCGGAGAGCCACAGCGCUGCUACUAGCCUUCGUCUUACUGGACACGAGCAGCUAUGCCAUGGCAGCUCCAGGCGGCAGGCCAAACUUUAUUCACUUGAUGAUGGACGACUGGGGAUGGGGUGAUGUUGGAGUCUACAAGUCUCCAGGCGGUGGAUAUACUCGUGUACAGACACCCAACAUUGACAGUUUGGCCAGAAGUGGAAAAAUGUUCACAGAUUAUCACUCAACCAGUCCAGUCUGCUCUCCUAGUCGAGCUGGGAUCAUGACGGGCCGCUUCCCGGGAGAAAUUGGUAUCCACUCAGCCCUAAGCCCAUCCAGCCAGAAAAACAGAGAGGAGGGAAACGUGGACUUUCUGGAUCCCAGCCUACCGUCCGUGUCAGCCACCUUACAGCAACAUGGCUAUGUGGUUGGACACUUUGGAAAGUGGCAUCUUGGAUCAACUGAAACACCAGUGGCUGCACCUCUUCCAUCUGCGUAUGGUAUCAACAGCUCGUUCACAUUUGAUUCCCGCGAUCCGAAUCAAUUCAAUACAUCAGCACAAGAAUGGCCCUCAAUGUCAAGUGGGAUGAUUGUUGAUAAGGCUGUUGAGUUCAUGACGGACGCCACGCACAAGAAGCUACCAUUUUACAUGAACGUCUGGCUUCAUGUAUCCCAUGCUAAACUUGACCCGACACGCCAGCAGAUGGAGAAAUACUUGCCGGUGAGUAAAGUGUGCCGCUUACCGUCCACAAACGAGACAACUUGCCCGCAUCUCAUCUUCUGGGCAUCGCAAACGAAUGCAGAUGAGCAAGUAGGCAGGUUGGUGGACAGUCUGCAUAGCCUUGAUCUGGUGAAGGAUACACUGCUCGUUUUCACAACUGAUAACGGUCCAGAGGACCCUGCCGUUUACAUGAAUGCUGUUGGUUCGGCGGGACCAUUCCGCGGACAGAAACGCUCGCUGUACGAAGGUGGACAUCGACUGCCAUUCAUUGCACACAUGCCCGGGACAAUCCCGUCAAAUGUGGUCGACCACUCUGUGAUAAGUGGCGCUGACUGGUUUCCAACAGUUGCGACGAUGGCCGGAGUGGAGCUGCCGGCAAGUGUGACAAGCAGUCUAUCUGGAGUAGACAUCUCUCAUGUACUGGUGUCCAAUGCGACUGUCACUACCAGGUCUGCACCUCUCCUUUGGGACUGGCAAAUCAACGUGACCGGACCAUGCUGGAACCGAGCACCUAACAUGGCCAUCAGAGUUGGGCCGUACAAACUAUUACAGAAUCCGGAUUUGUCACGUGUCGAACUCUAUAACCUCGAUGCAGUUACAGCAGACCAUAAAGGCGAGUAUUUUGAAGCUCAGAAUGUAGCAGACGAUUUGGAUAUGCAGGCAACUCGCACUCGGCUUAGUGCAACUGCGAUGGGCUGGUGGAACAAGCUGCCAAACACAACUACACAUUACAUGACCGGGUGUGAAGCAUUUCCCCUGCCAGUGGAAGGAAACUGACACAAGACAUCUUAGACUUCAUUCACACAACAAAUCAUAGUACUUUUUAAAGUAUACUACAGUACCUUUACUGACAGAUACAGCACAAAACACUGGGUCUUUUCGUAUUCCUGACUAUCCCCCACAAAAUCCACGUUAUUUCUUUCCGAUCUUCAUUCCAGGCUGACUCAGUAGUGCUAGUCUUGCAUGCCGAGCAAGUAGUUCAGGAUAUUGUACAGGCAAUAGGCACGAGUUGGACUUGGUGUUUCUCUUCAUGCUACCAGAUACAGUAGAACGCCGAUUAGCCGGACUUCAA
Messenger RNA from Sycon ciliatum, 2140 nucleotides. RefSeq names its product steryl-sulfatase-like. The coding region runs from base 352 to 1845 and encodes 497 amino acids. The record is from RefSeq and is a predicted model, not a curated record. The transcript has 3 exons. Gene Ontology annotation, molecular function: arylsulfatase activity. Lineage: Eukaryota; Metazoa; Porifera; Calcarea; Leucosolenida; Sycettidae.